Metarhizium brunneum ARSEF 3297 is the source of this 1434-nucleotide messenger RNA. RefSeq lists its product as uncharacterized. Gene Ontology annotation, molecular function: chloride channel activity. The record is from RefSeq and is a predicted model, not a curated record. Lineage: Eukaryota; Fungi; Ascomycota; Sordariomycetes; Hypocreales; Clavicipitaceae.
AUGGCCGACGGCGGUGCGGCAGAGGUGACGACCAUGUUUGAGCCGUCCAAGACAAAUGUCCAUACAAUGGAUCAUGAAAAGAAGCACGCAACUGAAGCACAACCGGAAAACAUUCAGUCUCCAAUGUCGCCCACCGCCCCCCAUGUACCAUUCCCGUUCCCUCGCCGGACAUCGCUCGAGAUCGACGACUACUUCACCGGCCCACGAGAUAUCUCGAAACACUCGAAAUGGCCGAUAUUUCUCCAAAUGCACGGCAGCAUUCUGCCCAAGAUGAUUCUUCCCCUGAUAUUUAUUGCCGGAUGGUCAACUGCUGUUACCGUCAUCAGCAUGAAGAUCCAUGAUCUUGGUGUGCAAUCAGUUCUCUUGACAAUCACUGGUUUCGUAGUGGGUCUUGGCCUAUCCUUCAGAAACUCAACCGCCUACGAACGCUAUGCCGAAGGCCGAAAAUUUUGGGCCGCACUGGUUUUGGCUUCCCAGGUCCUAGGACGUGUCUUUUGGAUCCAUGGGUUGGACCAUCCCGAAGCCGACCCUCGAGAGUCGGUUCUGAAAAAGCUAAGCUCUAUGAACCUGCUUGUUGCCUUCGCUGUUGCCCUCAAGCACUCGCUACGCUUCGAACCGUACACUGCAUACCCUGAUUUGCAAAAUCUUGUCGGGCAUUUGGAUACAUUUGCCAAAGAAGCAACAAACGAGGACGCAUCGUCUUUUACUGCUCCCAAAAAGAAUUUUUUCAAAGGACUGGGAGAAUAUCUUGGUGUCUCGUUUGCAGCCAGCAACCCACGGAAGACGCUGAAAAAGGCGACACGCCCCCUUGGCAACCUCCCACUCGAAAUUCUCAAUCACAUUGCUGUCACCAUUGACCACAUGGUCAGGAAUGAGCAGCUGAAGGUGCCUAUGCAGCAGACCUUGGCCUAUAACAACUUGAGUGUUCUCAACGACGUUAUGACUGGAUGCGAACGAGUGCUCAACACUCCCCUGCCAAUUGCAUACACUAUUGCUAUUAGUCAAAUCACUUGGCUUUACGUGGUGCUCCUCCCUUUCCAACUCGUCAAGUAUGUGGGCUGGAUCACGAUUCCCGCCACCUUGGCCGCGGCUUACAUUAUUCUCGGACUUCUAUUCAUCGGCCGAGAAAUUGAGAAUCCCUUUGGUCAAGACGUCAAUGAUCUGCCGUUGGACGGUUUCUGUGACCAGAUCGCGGCCGAGUUGGAUAUAAUCGCCUCCUACGAUAUGCAGAACCCGUAUGGUUUUUUCAUGAAAUCAGAAAAUAUGCCCCUUUAUCCCGUCAGCACCGCCUCCGCUGGCACCUGGAUACACCGAAGUGAAGAAAAGCUCAGAGAAGCUAUUAAGACAAAACCCGUGACCACGUUCGAAUGGCGAAGGUCACGAUCAGGUCACCACCAGGGCUCUAGUACCCAGGCAGGCGACCACAAUGUUUAG